Thalassophryne amazonica is the source of this 3005-nucleotide messenger RNA. RefSeq names its product solute carrier family 12 member 3 (gene slc12a3). NCBI's taxonomy places the organism in Eukaryota, Metazoa, Chordata, Actinopteri, Batrachoidiformes, Batrachoididae. Bases 185 to 2965 code for a protein of 926 amino acids. Gene Ontology annotation, molecular function: sodium:potassium:chloride symporter activity. The transcript has 28 exons. Gene Ontology annotation, biological process: sodium ion transmembrane transport; chloride transmembrane transport; cell volume homeostasis. Gene Ontology annotation, cellular component: membrane. The record is from RefSeq and is a predicted model, not a curated record.
UUAUCAGUGCUACGGCGAUAGCGACAGCUGCAACGGGUCUGAUGUUCUCACAGGGUACGAGACUCUGGACGCCCCACCACACUACGACUUCUAUGCCGACACAGAAGUGUGGGGCCGACGGAAACACUUCAGACCUUCUCUGUAUCAGCUGUAUGCCAACCCUCAGGAGGACUCCAGCCCUCCUAUGUAUGAGGAGACCACAGCUGGACAGAUGGAAGGAGGCAGCUCUGGGGAAGAGAUGGAUGAGGAUGAGGAGCCAAAGGAGCCACCAUCUGAACCAACUCGCUUUGGCUGGGUACAGGGUGUCAUGAUCCGCUGCAUGUUAAAUAUCUGGGGGGUGAUCUUGUACCUGAGGCUUCCUUGGAUCACCGCUCAAGCUGGUAUAGGUCUGACCUGGGUGAUUAUUUUGCUCUCCUCUUGUAUAACUGGGAUCACUGGUGUGUCAACCUCAGCUAUUGCUACCAACGGUAAAGUCAAAUCAGGUGGAACCUACUUCCUGAUCAGCCGUAGCCUCGGUCCCGAGUUGGGUGGAUCUAUUGGUCUCAUUUUUGCCUUUGCUAAUGCUGUAGCAGUGGCCAUGCAUACUGUGGGCUUUGCUGAGACCGUUCAAGACCUCAUGCGUGAAAAUGGAGCCGUCAUGGUGGAUCGAACUAAUGACAUCCGCAUCAUUGGCAUCGUCACUGUCACAUGUCUUCUAGGAAUCUCCCUGGCUGGCAUGGCAUGGGAGUCAAAGGCCCAGAUUCUGUUCUUUCUGGUCAUCAUGGUGUCGUUUGUCAAUUACAUUGUUGGAACGAUCAUCCCUGCUUCACCACAGAAGCAAGCCAAAGGUUUCUUUAGCUACAAAGCCGAAAUCUUUGUAACCAAUUUUGGGCCCAGCUGGCGGGGGCCAAAAGGAAGCUUCUUUGGCAUGUUCUCUAUUUUCUUCCCCUCUGCCACUGGCAUCUUGGCAGGUGCCAACAUCUCUGGAGAUCUGAAGAAUCCAACAGUGGCAAUUCCAAGAGGAACACUGAUGGCGAUAUUCUGGACCACUGUUUCCUACCUCAUCAUCGCUGCUACCAUUGGAGCCUGUGUGGUACGAGACGCAUCUGGGUCGUUGAACGACACCUUAUCUGCAUCUUCAUUCAACAGUAACUGUGUUGGUUUGGCUUGUCAGUACGGCUGGGACUUCAGUGACUGCAUCAACAACAACACGUGUACAUAUGGCAUCAUUAACUACUAUCAGUCGAUGAGCAUGGUGUCGGGUUUUGCUCCCCUCAUCACUGCGGGUAUAUUUGGAGCCACGCUGUCCUCUGCUUUGGCCUGCCUGGUGUCUGCUCCCAAAGUGUUCCAGUGUCUCUGUAAGGACAAACUCUACCCUCUCAUUGGCUUCUUUGGGAAGGGAUAUGGCAAGAAUGAAGAACCGCUCAGGGCGUACCUCCUGACGUACCUUAUUGCCAUCUGUUUCAUCCUCAUUGCUGAGCUCAACACGAUUGCUCCCAUCAUCUCCAACUUCUUCCUCUGUUCCUACGCGCUCAUCAACUUCAGCUGUUUUCACGCUUCAAUCACCAAUUCACCAGGAUGGCGCCCGUCCUUCAGGUUCUACAGUAAAUGGGUGUCACUGCUGGGUGCUGUUUGCAGUGUGGUGAUCAUGUUCCUGCUGACUUGGUGGGCAGCCCUCAUUGCCUUUGGUGUUGUUCUCUUCCUGUUGGCAUACACACUGUACAAGAAGCCUGCUGUCAACUGGGGCUCAUCCGUGCAGGCAAGCUCCUACAACAUCGCCCUGUUCCAGUGUGUUAGCCUCAACCAUGUGGAGGACCAUGUCAAGAACUACAGACCUCAAUGCUUGGUUCUAACAGGUCCUCCAAGCAGCCGUCCAGCUCUUGUGGAUUUCGCCGGCACCUUCACCAAGAGGCUCAGUCUUAUGAUAUGCGGCAAUGUGGUCACAGCUGACCCCACCCCUUCAGCGGUUGAGAAGGCAAACAGCAAGAGUCAUGUUACCUGGCUGAGCCAACGGAAAAUCAAGUCCUUCUACAGAGGAGUGGUGGCAGCAGACCUACGAUCUGGUGUUAACACGCUGAUGCAGGGGGCAGGGUUGGGUCGUAUGAGGCCAAAUGUACUGCUGAUGGGUUUCAAGAAUGACUGGUGCAGUGACUCACCUCAGGCUGCGCACAACUACAUCGGAAUUCUGCAUGAUGCAUUCGACCUGCAGUUUGGAGUGUGUGUGCUGAGAAUGAAUGAAGUGGCCCUGACAAAGUCAUUUCAGCCACAUGUCAAUGAAUGCUUUGAUGGAGAACCAGACAGCAAAGACCUCCCUUCUACUCUUCAAACCAUCACUACAUCCACCUCUUCCUUUGCUCCCGAACCUCAACCUGGUACCGUGUUUCAGAAAAAACAAGGAAAGAAGACUAUUGAUGUCUACUGGCUAUCUGAUGAUGGAGGUUUGACCCUGCUGCUGCCCUACCUGCUCACUCGGAGGAGGCGCUGGGCCAGAUGUCAAGUCCGAGUGUUUGUGGGAGGAGAAAUGAGCAAGAAGGAGGAGCAGAGAGCUGAGGUAUUAGCACUUAUUAAAAAGUUCCGACUGGGUUUCCAUGAUGUCCAAGUGCUUCCUGACAUCCACCUGAAAUCUCAUCCUGCAAACGUUCACCAGUUUGAGGAUAUUGUGGGUCGUUUCAAAGUGGAGACAAACCCCAAGCAAGGUUCUGAUUUGGGGCCGCCAAGAUCACACCAACAACCCUGGAUGAUCACAGAGCAGGAUCUCCAGAGGAACAGGGUCAAGUGUCUCCAUCAGAUUCGUCUGAAUGAGAUUCUCCAGGAUUAUUCCAAAGAGGCUGCACUGAUUGUUAUUACCAUGCCCGUGGGGAGGAGAGGGGUGUGCCCCAGUACUCUCUCCCUGGCCUGGCUGGAUGUCUUGUCUCAUGAUCUGAGACCUCCAGUCCUGUUGGUCAGAGGAAACCAUGAAAAUGUUCUCACCUUCUACUGCCAAUGAGAUGCAUACAUAAUGAAACACAACUUCAAAUUUGCAGUCA